Physella acuta is the source of this 1685-nucleotide messenger RNA. RefSeq lists its product as uncharacterized. The record is from RefSeq and is a predicted model, not a curated record. NCBI's taxonomy places the organism in Eukaryota, Metazoa, Mollusca, Gastropoda, Physidae.
AUAUACAAGUUCAACAAUGCCAAGCCUAUACACAAUUACAAUAUUUCUGACAUGUGUGUGCCUAUUUCCUAACAUGGCAGCUGCACUAAAGGCCCUCAACUGCACACGACCCACUGUAUUCAACAGAAUAGCCUCUAUAAAUUGUUCAUCAGAAGCUGUAGACAAAAUGAAGGAUUGCAAAUUUCACAUUAACACUUCUGACCGGGCAGUUAUUGUGGAUGCUACCGACAUCCACUCAACUCCUGUGAAUGGAUUGUUCCAGAACAACUGUAGCCUCCAAAUUCCACUUUUGAAUCUAGGCCCUGGUCAGCACCAGAUUUUAGCCAGAAUGACCCUUGAUACAGCAGCGGGAGAAAAGGUGGACAUCAGCCCUUCUUUUGAGAUUAAUCUAAACUCUUCCCUAGAAAAAGUUUACUGCGAUUCAUUCUUUUAUGAUGACAAGCAGGAGAUAAUUACGUGCAGCGCUGAUAUGGUUUAUUUAAAUAUCAGCUGUGAUUUUAAUAUCACACUAGAGGGUGUUGAGAUGCAUGCCCCGGGCACUGUGUCCUACAUUAGUGAACCAAUAGAAUACAACAAACACGUCUACAAGGACAGGUGCAUGCUGACUGUUCCGUUUGAAAACUUAACUGCAGGAUGGCAUUCGUAUUCUGUAAACAUGGAACUGGUUAAUGGCUCAGAUGUCAUUCAAGUUGAAAACAGCUCAUUUGCAGGCAUAAAAUAUACGUUGCCAUCAGCAGACUUGAGCCCUUCCUGUAAAUCACAGGGCUCUAAACUCAUGUAUCCUGGAGAAACUAGGACCUGCACCUGCAACAUGACCAAACAAGCCAAUGAAGGCUAUGCUGGCUGGUACUUCAAUGGACAGGUCAAUGUCAUCACAAACUUGACAAAACCUGUUCCUGGAACUCGGAAUACAAUACUGAAUGUUUCAUACGACGAUGUCGACAAACAUCAAAUAUUUUUCUGUGCACCUGUGACUCGCUUGGGCGGAACAAGAACGUUUAUAUCAUAUUUCCCUCAUUUGGCAAGGCCACCAAAAAUAACGAACUUCACUGUCAAUGGCACAAACACAGAUCUUGUGGUAGACCUGAACUCAACGCUUGUAUUUAACUGCUCUGCUAAAGGAGAUCCAGAACCUGGAUUAGCAAUGUUGCAAAAUGGUGAACAGCGUGAUUACAACUUAUAUGACCGACUAAUCACAAUUAUGCCAAUGACAGACUGCAGAAAAGCUGGACAGUAUUCAUGUCAAGCUACUAGCCAAGGCUUUUCAGUGGCUGACACCAAAUACAUUAAUGUGUACAUUCGAUGUCCCCAAGAGAUCUAUGCCCACAAUACACCUGCCAAGUAUAGUGUGAUAAUGGGCACUAGGGCUGUGGUCAACAUCCAACUGAUUGGCUACCCAGCACCCACCAAGCUAAAGCUGGAAAAACAAAGUGAUGUCAACAUGACAGACUUUACAGUGGUAUACAGCAACACUACUGGCCCCAUAGGGAAUGUCAUUGUUGAGUUCACUAAAGCUGAAGAGAAACACUUAGGCUGGUACAAACUUGUUGUUGGAAAUGGAGUUGGUGAAGACCUCGGCUACAAUUUCAAUAUUGUCAAAGGUUCCUCCAACAAGCUGAUGUCUUCUUACGGUGUCUUGGCAAUGUUCAUGUGGGCUCUAAUGUGGAACUUUGCUUGAAAUUGAC